AUGUUCGGAUUUUUCCAGAGCAGAUUUUACGAUUUCGAACUCACGCGUCUUCUGGGUAGCACUCCGUUUGGCGGUUGCGAUGUGGCGGAAUUCCUCGAGGCCAUAGGUAAGAUCAAGAAGCACGAUCCAGAAAGCUGGUAUGGUGCCUGGCGCGAACAAGGCGAGCAGCCUACCUACGAUCCUCUAAUUACUUCCGCGCGUGCUCCUAUAUGCUCCCCCAGCUCCGACACCCGGGUCUUGGAGAACGCAGGAAGAUCCAUCGAGAUAUUUCGAGAAGCAAUCAGGUGUAUGGAUGAAAAGGUCAUGAUACUGCAGAUCCCACUGGGGGAUGGAAGCUCACUUCCUGGAUACCUCUAUCUCCCAUUACCAUCCAAGCGUCCAAAGGGGGCGAAGGUCCCCGUACUGAUCAAUUGCGGAGGGGCUGACGCCACGCAUGAAGAGUUGUAUUAUUUAUAUGUGGUAAACGGGGUUGAAUUGGGGUACGUUGUACCAACCUUCAAGGACCUGGGGCAAGGGAUGGUCUUACGAAAGGAUCGGAUCCCAAUGAGGCCCGACUACGAAACCGCCACAGAGAAGGUAUUGGACCAUGUAGUUGAUAUUGCAACGACAUAUCCAGAGCUGGAUCUGGAUCUGGACCGCAUUGCGGUAGUGAUCGACGCAGAAGACCACAGCGCCGAUAUUGGGGAAAAGAAUCCAGUAAAGGAAUUCAAGAAGACCAUUAGAAGCUGGUCCUAG
Messenger RNA from Talaromyces proteolyticus, 735 nucleotides. RefSeq names its product Alpha/Beta hydrolase protein. The record is from RefSeq and is a predicted model, not a curated record. Lineage: Eukaryota; Fungi; Ascomycota; Eurotiomycetes; Eurotiales; Trichocomaceae. The transcript is spliced from 2 exons. The coding region runs from base 1 to 735 and encodes 244 amino acids.